AUGACCGGGGUGGAAAAGAGAAAAGAUUUAUUGAAAGAUAACGAAGGAAUCGGUCUUGGUGAAAUACCACUGUUGUCUUUGGCAAAUCUCGACCUAAAGCUCCAGGUACCGCCCAUGCCACGGUUGUUGGGCAUUGUGGAGAACAUUGCUCCUAUUCCGGUAACGAACCGUGUGGCGCGGGUGGAGCUUGUAUCGUCGUCGAUCACUAACCUUACAGUCACGCGGGAGCUGAUUGUGGGAGUGCUGCGCGAUCUAGUUGUGCCAUACAUGGAUUACCAGGAGGAUGAAGCUUUCUACAUGGACAAUUACGACCAAGUGGAUAGCAACAAGUUGUUGUCAGCUCAGGAUAAAAAGGAUCGCAAUGACAAGCUACGCGAACUUGAAGCAGUCAUGUCGCUGGACAAAAUUCUCAACCUGCGUAGUCGAUCCACUGGAUUGGCCAAGUACUACCGUCGUGAUCAAGAGGAGCUCUCUCUUUCCGAGUACAUUGCAAUCGUGAAGGAGAAUGCUGCCAAGACAAGCAACAACAUGUUUAAAGCAAUGCAGAUUACAUUACGCUGGGAUAACAUGAGUGUUGCGUUCGUUGAACGAGGCCGUCAAGUUUCUGAGAUGGUCGUGAUCGGCUUUGGCGUCAAUAUGCGCUCGUUCACCAUUGCAGAAGGCGAUGAGAAGCAGAAGCUAGACGUAGAGGUUGCAUUGGGCCAAGCAACAUUCGUCGUUAACGUCGAGUUUUCGGCUUCAAAUUCUGUUUCUCCAACGGCAAAGCUAAUGUUUGCGGACCUCAGCAAGGUAGCUGCAGAGUCUGGCGCAAUGUCGCCGCCACAGAUGCUUACGGCCCAUGUGAGUCAGCUUGAAAGUGGUAAGCAGAAUGUGUGUGGUACAGUGAACAAGAUGAAGUUGGUACUCUCAGUCGGUGCGCUGGAGCGUUUCCUGCUGUUUGUUGAUCGGCUGAGCACAAAGACAACUCAAGUACUGUCGACAGCGCGGCCGCCUUUCGUACCAGUUUCUCACUCUGAGUUAUCGCCUGCCGCAGUCCAGGUUGCUAAAAGCGAGGUAGACAUGGUGAGAAAAGAGAUAACAAUGUCUCCGUUUAGCUUGCUUGGCGGCAUGCUGUUGAGCCUGGAUGUCAACUUGAAGGACUGUCACAUCGUUCUGCUACCCACUCAGUCGUACUCAAAAUCACUUUUUAUGGAUAUUAACGCGGAGACAUGGCAAAGCGAUUACGUGGUAGAUUGCUGCGUGGAUAUGCCUGCCUCAUUGAGCAUGCAUCUCGAAAGCUCAAAAGUGAAGGAAUUGCUGGAGCUUAACGUUCACAGCUUCAAUAUCGGCGCCCAGUACGUCAAUGAUGCUAAGGAAGCGGAAACCAUUUUAGCUCCAACAAAUGCCUUGGUUGCUGGGUCAGACCUCAGUUUGUCGUUAUUGGCGUCCUGUGGAGAGGCCCUCAGUAACGUGCAGGCAACAACGGCCAAGCAAGCCCAGCUUCGGCUCAAAAGUCGUGUAAAGCAGGAAGAAAUUCGACGCCAGGCGGAAGUCGACACAGUCCUUGAUCGCUUGCACCGGCUUUUUGACGAAAUUGAUGAAAACGGGAACGGCUGUAUUGAGCUGGCAGAGCUUCUUCUCUUACUGCGCCGGGUCAAGGUUGGCGACACAUUGCUGAAAAGUAAAUUGGAGUACUUUGUUCGCGAGUUCUUUAAGGAAAUUGACCAGGAUGGUAAUGGCUAUCUUGAAUUUCAAGAGCUCCGCGCAUUUUUGCGCGAUGAUCUUUUGUCAGAUAAAGCUGCUGAAGCUUCUGGUUCGAGGCCAGGAAACGGCAGCAAAGCUCUCAGCGGCUUCCUUAAUCUGCGCGGAAAUGAAUACCAUUCGUUUGAAGUCAUUAACGAGCUAUGCGAGACGAAGAUAACAUUUUCUGAACAACUCGCAGAGCGGAUUAAGCGCCCUGCGUUCGAGGGACGCUUUUGGGAACUUUUUGAGAGUGAAGCUCACAUUAAGAAUCGUUCAAUCAUCAAUCAAAAUCCGCUGGAUUUACAAAAAAAGCUGGUUCGGCUGCUCAAGAACUAUGACGCCGCGAACCUUAUCUGGGAUGCGUUGGUAUUGCCUGCGAUGGAAGACAAUUGCUCGGACCGUUCUAUAUAUGAGUGGCUACUGCAGCCGUCCACGCGCUGUGGAGGUAUCAGCGAGUACCAGAGCGCAGCGAAAGUUAUUGCAAAGAAAAAACGUGGCGGUAUUUUUAGUGCAGCCAUCGAGGAAACAGAGAAUUUGGUAAGCAAGCUUACACAAAAUAUGAACUUGGUGAAGAAAGAGCUGCACUUCACGACAGACGUAAAAAUGGGAAACGUGCGACUAGUUCUUAUGGAUGCUGAACUGUCUGCUCGCUUUUGCCGUGGUAAUUUUGUCAUCAAAAAUGUAAAAAUAUCGAUGAGGUUCAGUGGCAAAAAUAUUGACGAAAUUGGUCCCAUAGAUUGGGUCGAUCUGGCCAUGUCUGGGAACACCGACUGGACGCGGUUGUUCGGCUUCAAGAUGUCGUCGUCCUGUUAUAGUGAAAUUGCCAACGACAUGGAAAACAUCAUCGAGCCAUGGGAACUGGUUGCCGGCGUGUCUUCGAGUGCAGGCGAGAAUGGAUUUGCUGUUCUGUUGGAGGCUGCGAAGCGAUUUCAGAUUAAUGUGACUCCAAGCGUCCUCAAGACCUACCGUGCGCUGAUGGACGCCCUUGAUGGAGAGGCUCAGCAGAAUGGGCUGCAAAAGCAUCAAGACAGCUUCCAACUUUCAACUGCUGCAAAGAAGCAAAAAGAAACAGAUUGUCUUGUGCAGAACUUUACGGGAUGCAAGAUUUCCUUGAAACUAAACGGCAGUGAUGAGGUAAUCACAAUUGACGCGCAUAAUCGCGCUCACAUUGAAAAUGGAGCUUUGAAGGAUGGCGAGGCUGUAGUAGACUUACUUGAAAUUGAUCAGUGGGGUACAAGUAAAAAUUCGGUGAAGUUGUCUUCCUUUGGUAAUGUCAGCGUUGGUGUGAGUACAGCAGAAGCUUCACCAUCAUCUCUAUUUGUCACAGUGUUUUCGCGAUUGGAAAACCCGCGACAACAGCUUAUUGUCCUAAGAUCAAAUACGUACUUCUGCAACCACAGCUCGGAGUGUUACGAGAUGAAGUACCUGAGCUUAGGAAAGGAGGAUCGAAAGGCGGUGGAAUCUCCCGUCAUUAAAUUGCGACCUAAUGAGCGAAUUUCAUUGCCGCUCUCACUAUUGAUGGGCAUAACGGAGUUUUACGCGCAUCUUGGAAGUCAUGAACACUGGAUUGUAAAGACUUCUUUGAACAAUGACGUGCUAACAUCUACUACGGCAACCCAAGAGCUCAAUGAGCACGAAGCUGAACGGGAAGCGAGAACGAAGCAGCGCCGAGGGGGUGGAACUAUUGUGUAUGGCCAAACCGAGGAAACUUGCACAAAGGCCGUCAGUUGA
Peronospora belbahrii is the source of this 3453-nucleotide messenger RNA. The record is from the annotation of a GenBank genome assembly. NCBI's taxonomy places the organism in Eukaryota, Oomycota, Peronosporomycetes, Peronosporales, Peronosporaceae.